UGUCAGCUGCUAGGUGGAAGUCUUUUUCAUCAGUGAGGGCUACAUUCGUUGUAAUAUGGCUAAACAGGUGCUCUGUCGUUUUGGUCAGUGGUGUUCCCGUGUUUUUGCCGUGGAGUGCCAACCUAAUUCGGACCCCGUUUAUUUUGCUUUGAGUAAAAAUCCACAAGCAAACCUCGCAGGCGAGUUUGAAAAAAUAUUUGGUGGGGCGAAGACGUAUUCGUUCCACGUUUGCACUGAUGAAAGAUUUCAAAGAGCAAUGUUGUAUGACGAUCUUAAAAAUAAGUUAAUUCCGGCGUUACCAAGAGGCAGCGUAUUGGACGUGUUCUCUUUUCUCCCCGGUGUGAACAACUCGUUGUUCCGGGGGUUUCUCAUCAAAGAUGCAGAUGCAAUGCCUAUAUUCGACGAACUAGUUAAGAGUUCUUGGGUGAAUGUGUGCGCAUACGUCCAGGAGCGAGACAACCAGUGGUGGCAGCACUUGUGGUCCAAGUCAGAAGAUGGCACGGCGGUGCUGGUCGAUAAAUUUUGCCUUGUGCCAGCUCGGAUGCCAUCAUGUCACCCAUCAACCCUAAACAUCAUGGGUAACGAUGUGUUUUACCGCUUUGGAGACGCCAACAAAGUUGUGGAACAGUGCAAGGAAAUUAUUCCUGAGGCAAAGGAAUUGCUGGAACUGGUGGAUCAGAAUCUGACACUAAAGCAGGCUGGGCAGUUUCCAACCAUAGUCAUUGAAGGAUUGGAUGCAACAGGGAAAACUACUCUGACACACUCUCUGACAGCAGAGCUCGGUGCCGCUUUGCUGCGAUCUCCGCCGCAGUGUCUGUCUCCAUGGAGACCACGCUUCGACUCAGAGCCCCCCCUCCUCAGACGGGCGUUCUAUGCCCUCGGGAAUUACAUCACUGCCAGCCAGAUUGCUACGGCAAGCCAGAACACUCCCGUUGUGGUAGACAGGUACUGGCACAGCACUGCGGCCUAUGCCAUCGCUACCGCGGUAACGGGGAAGGUAGAUAACCUGCCUGGCCCCGGGUCCGAGGUGUACCGCUGGCCGAGUGACCUGCUGCGACCGGACCUGGUCCUCCUGCUGACCGUCAGCCCGGAGGAGCGAAUGAGGAGGCUCAGCGGGAGAGGGCUGGAGAAGACGCAGGAGGAAGCAGAGCUGGAGGCUAACCACCUGUUCCGCAACAAAGUGGAGCAGGCAUACAAGAGGGUUGAAGAUCCAGCCUGCGUCGUGGUAGAUGCCAGCCCUCCGCCAGACCAAGUGCUUCAAGAAGUGUUGCGCUUAAUUAGAGACAAAUGCCACUUAAAUUAAGAGCAACACGUCUUCAGAGUGCCCACACAGAGGCGAUAACUUCUUCUGGCCACUGGGUGGCACUGCGGUGUUAUGAAAGAGCUCCCUACUUUAUACCCCAGGCAGGACUGACUUCAUUUAACAGCCACAGUCCCACACAAUUUUGGUUGGAGAACAGAAGGCACAAUGCUUAGCCAAUGAACAGCCAGUGAACACAGACUGGUAUCAGUGCCUGUUCGUGUCUGCCGUAGUACACGUUUGCUCCUAUUAUAUAGAAGGCAUCAUAUUGUUUGGACACAACCAUAAUUUAGAAAAAUUUUACUUGGACACAGGGUUGUAUGGUGACAGGAAAUGAAAGACUGUAUUUUAUGUACAGUAUUGAACUUAAUAGCAAAGUUGAACACGCUACGUGUGGGCAAAUAUAAUUAUUUUUACAUUUUUAAAUGUGAAUAAUUAGGAAUAUACAUUACCAUUAAAAAGUUUGGGGUCA
Molecule: messenger RNA, 1772 nt
Organism: Conger conger (European conger)
Lineage: Eukaryota; Metazoa; Chordata; Actinopteri; Anguilliformes; Congridae
Gene: cmpk2
Product: cytidine monophosphate (UMP-CMP) kinase 2, mitochondrial
Exons: 5
Coding region: 56-1303 (415 amino acids)
Biological process (GO): dTTP biosynthetic process; dUDP biosynthetic process; dTDP biosynthetic process
Cellular component (GO): cytoplasm; mitochondrion
Molecular function (GO): dTMP kinase activity
Source: RefSeq, a predicted model, not a curated record